AUGAACUACGAAAGAAGAGAAAUUCAAGACUCUGAUAUUCGAAUUUCCUGCUACAUCAACUUUGUGCUCUCAGAGGGAAUAUCAGAAAACUCUAUGGAUCGACUCGAUGGAAUGAUGUCGGUUAUUAAUGGAGCACCACCGCCCGUAUCAUUGGGUGUUAUCAAGCGAGAGUUGGAGCUGCUCCGUAACGAGAUACCUACCGUAACCCUAUUCCAAUUGGAUAACGAGAUAGUUGGAGAUCCGAAAUUCGAAUGUAAUCCCGAUGGUAUCACAUUUUCCUUCAACACGAGAAACCCUUUUAAAGGAAACGUCUAUGUCCGUGGAUACUACAGUUCCACAGGUUGUCGUCGUCGAUUCGAUGCUCCUAAUCAAUCCGGCGCUUCGUUAUCAGUUCGUCUAGGUGAUUGUGGGAUGAGAAGAUCCCGCCAGAUCAGUGGACAUUUGCCACGUGGCGUUAAUCAGCAUAUCACAUUUGUCGCCAACUUUCAUCCACUUUUCACAACAAAAGAAGACCGGACCUUCAAUAUUCGAUGUUUUUAUGCACACAGUGAGAGUGUUGUGAAGGCGGAUUUGGCAGUUAGCUCGAUCCCUGAAGAAUCCUUCGAACAAAGUGUCACCAUUGUCCCUCAAUGCUCAUAUUCCUUAAGAGAAGGAACUUUUGAAGGACCAAAAGUCACAAACACACGAGUUGGGAUGACAGUGGUCCAUCGAUGGGAUUGUGAUACAAGUGGAAAUUAUGGGAUUCUGUUGAGAGGAUGCUCGAUUUUGGAUUCACGAGGUGUUGAGUCGGUUCCGUUGUUGGAUGAGAAUGGAUGCUCCGUGUCCCGAGACUUCCCCCAAGUCGUCUAUCUCCCAUCCCUGACCACAGCUUAUAUGGCAGUCGAGGCCAUCGCAUUUCCGGACCAACCAUCGAUUUCUUUCACUUGUCAAAUCAAAUUAUGUGAUAAGGGAAGCGAUGAGUGUCGAGGAAUGAGUCCACCAGCAUGUACUCCAUUGACACAAGUCCCAUUGUCCGGACAGAUACCUUUACCAUUUGAUAAUACGAUUGGUAACACUUUUGACGGAAUUCCCGUGGAGCCAUGGAUGAAAGAGCCAUCUCCACCGAUCGACGACUCCAACCAGACUACAGUGAUCCCAUCGGAGCCAAUGCCUCGUUUGAUAACAGAAGAUGAGCAAUAUCAAAUCGAAUCGAAUCAUGUGGAAGCGAGAGAAAAACGAUUCGCCCAUCGAUUGUUUAAUAUUUCCUCAGAGGAUCUUUUUGUGGAUCCGAUGGAUCAGGAACCAGUGGAUUUGGAAACUCCAGGAGCACCGAAAGAAUAUUCUGGAGCUCAAAAUUUUGGAAUUCAGAAGACGUGCAUUUCAGUCGAGACAUUUUAUAUUUCGGCGUUUGCUGUGCUUUUUGUUUUUGUGUCUUCUAUUGGGAUGGUCUGCUUUUUUGGAAGUCAUGUCUUGAAAAAUUUUUUGUAA
Molecule: messenger RNA, 1467 nt
Organism: Caenorhabditis briggsae
Lineage: Eukaryota; Metazoa; Nematoda; Chromadorea; Rhabditida; Rhabditidae
Exons: 7
Coding region: 1-1467 (488 amino acids)
Source: RefSeq, a predicted model, not a curated record